Cottoperca gobio is the source of this 6073-nucleotide messenger RNA. RefSeq names its product collagen alpha-1(XVIII) chain-like. Gene Ontology annotation, biological process: extracellular matrix organization. Gene Ontology annotation, molecular function: extracellular matrix structural constituent conferring tensile strength. The record is from RefSeq and is a predicted model, not a curated record. Lineage: Eukaryota; Metazoa; Chordata; Actinopteri; Perciformes; Bovichtidae.
GAGGAUCUCUGUGUGUGUGAGCACAGUUUUUACGUCUUGGUUUUCAUUCAGUGGAUGCUCAGUGGCCCUUGAACAGCUUGGAUUUAACUGUUGACCGGCUGGCUAACAGGUGGCGCUUGGGGAAACAGAGAGCUCUGUGUGGAGUGCUGCUGCACGCUCAAACACUUGGAGAACUGUUGCAGGAGCCAGCAGCAUGUUGAGGAUCCAGACGUGGUCGCUUCUCCUGGUUCUCUGCGCUGGGAGCUUGGAUGCCUGGUUGUGGUUCUCAAGUCCAGAAGCCACCUCAGAGGCCCCGGCGGAGACAACGACAGUGGGAAGGACAGGUGCCAACGUGACAUCCAAUGGCACUCAGAAGAAUGAAGAGGAGGAGGAUGACAACUUGUCCGGGCUUGGGGAAGAAAUCCUCAACGUGGCCACAGGAAUCCAUAAGUUUGUCAAGGCGUGGGACGUGACCCCGACCGCGACCGCGACCGCGACCGCGACCGCCAGGACUACUAACGGAGGCCUGACAGAGAAGGUGGAGAGCGCUAACCCAAACACGACGGAGGAGGACGGCAUCUCUUUGCUCCAGCUGAUCGGAGACCCUCCACCAGAUGACAUCACCAGGGUCUACGGGCCAGGGGGGGGGACCGCCUACGUCUUCAACCGGGCAGCGGUGUCGGGCCAGCCGGCUCUAGCCCACAUCCCCAACCCUUUCCACCGCCACUUCUCCCUCCUCUUCCACAUCAAGCCCACCACGCCCGCCGCCUCCGUCCUCUUCUCCAUCACCGACGGGUCUCAGAAGAUCAUGUACAUCGGCGUCAAGCUCAGUGCGUGGCGGUCCGGCCGUCAGAGCGUGCAGUUCUUCUACACCGAGCCCGACUCCGACACUUCGUAUCUGGCGGCCAGCUUUGACGUGCCGAGCAUGGUGGACAACUGGAGUCGCUUCGCGCUGUCGGUCUUCGAUGAGCAGGUCACCUUCUACCAGGGCUGCGACUCCGAGCCACAGGUGGUGAAGUUUGAGCGUUCCCCGGAUCCCAUGGAGCUCGACACGGGGGCGGGGAUCUUUGUGGGGCAGGCAGGAGGAGCCGACGCUGACAAGUUCGAGGGCGAGAUUGCAGAUCUGAAAGUGGUGGGAAACCAUCGGGCAGCUGAGCGUCUGUGUGACGACGAGGACGACUCUGACGCUGCCUCUGGGGACUAUGGCAGUGGGGAAGGCGACAGGACGGGACACACCGUGAAGACCACGCCUACUUCCUUGCGGCCGGUACCUGCCCCCCCUCUGAUAUCCUCAGAGGGAACCAGACUCAAAGAAACAGGUGCCGACGGUGCUAAAGGUGAGAAAGGUGACAGAGGAUCGCAAGGCUCAACGGGGGACAGGGGCCCUGCAGGGCCGAAGGGAGAUUCCGGCUCCAGCUCCGGCUCCUCCGGCUCCAGCUCCGGCUCCUCCGGCUCCAGCUCUGGCUCCUCCUCUCAGGGUGACGCACAGAAGGGAGAUAAAGGUGUAAAGGGCAGUUCCGGCUUCGGAUACUCUGGCAAUAAAGGAGAGCGUGGGUCUCAGGGGCCUCCCGGGCUCCCUGGUCCCCCCGGUCCUGCAGCCGAGGUGGUUCGACUCGGGGACGGCUCCGUCGUGCAGCAGGUGUCUGGACCCCCCGGACCGACGGGACCAGCGGGGUCAAAUGGGGCUGCAGGACCUGCAGGAACCGAUGGAGAGCCUGGAGAUCCAGGAGAGGAUGGGAAAGCUGGUCCCGCUGGGCCUCAAGGUUCCCCAGGAAACCCAGGAACUGCUGGUGCUAAAGGCCAAAAGGGUGAGCUUGGUGACGGUCAACCAGGACCCAGAGGCCCCCCGGGUCCACCGGGCCUUCCUGGCGCUGGCACCGGGGACCGCCCGACGUUCUUUGACAUGGAGGGCUCAGGAUUCCCAGACGUGAACAAAAUCCGGGGUGCCAGCGGUCCUCCGGGUCUCCCAGGACCUCCCGGUCCUCCUGGGAUCUCGGUGGCACUCGGGGAAAAUGGCCCCGUAGCUUUCGGACCUCCUGGACCGCCUGGACAGGACGGAAUCCCCGGCCUGCCGGGCCCUCCUGGUCCCUCUGGCAGACCGGGUCAACCAGGUUCUGGAGGAGUCAAAGGUGACGGUGGUGAUCUCGGUCUUCCGGGAGCAGCUGGAGAAAAGCAAAUUUCGCAAGACUCCAACUUUUUCACGGGCCUGUUUUCUUACUUUGCUCCAUCCUCUACGGGUGCUCAGGGUGACCUUGGACAGACGGGUAUAUCAGGAGAGAGUGGGCUGGCAGGGCUUCCAGGUCCCAUGGGACCCGUUGGACCUGCCGGACCCCCUGGGCCACCGGGGCCUUCGUACCGCGGGGGUUAUGGUAACCAGGGUGAUUACGAGGUGAACAACGGCUCACCUGGACUCAACGGCCCACCUGGACCUCAGGGUCCACCUGGUAUUGCAGGUCUACCUGGUAAGUCCGGUUUGCCAGGUAAUUAUGGAGACAAAGGAUCGGAGGGACCACGAGGACAUCCCGGGAUACCAGGUCUCGACGGGUUCCCCGGACAGUCGGGUGAAAAGGGAGACAAAGGACUGAGAGGAGAUUUGGGUCUGCCAGGGCGAGAUGGCGGGCCACCUGGACCUCCAGGGCCUCCCGGACCUCCAGGACAAGUCACCCACCAGACAAGCGAUUCUAAUGAAGUAUAUUGGAACGAAGGGUGGCAGGGAGGAGUCAGUAUUCCGGGUCGAGCAGGAUUCCCAGGGCCCUCUGGACCAAAAGGCGAAAGGGGAGACUCAGGUCUUCCAGGAUAUGCAGCUAAAGGGGAGAAAGGCGAGCCGGGCGUCAUCAUGGGGUCUGACGGGAGACCGCAGUACAUCGGUGGUCUGGGAGGACAGCCGGGCGACAGUGGACCCCCCGGUCCUGUGGGACCUCCUGGUCCUUAUGGUACUGAAGGCCAAAAGGGAGAGAUCGGGUUUCCAGGUAGACCGGGGCGACCGGGCCUGAACGGCGCCAGAGGGGAGAAGGGAGACUCGAGCUCUGGAUAUGGAGCUGGUUACCCCGGCGCUCCAGGUGCACCGGGCCCCCCUGGACCUCCCGGACCUUCUUUUCCUAUCGAUACGCGCACAGGAUUGGACGAUUAUUCCAGACAUUAUCCUGCGGUUAAAGGAGAGAAAGGGGAUCGUGGACCAUCAGGCACACUUGAUAUCUCAGGAGCCGGGUCCACCUUGGACAUCUACACGUUACGGAAUGAGUUGAAAGGUGAAACGGGCAGUCCGGGCUUCAAAGGAGAGAAAGGAGAACCGGCCGGAGGAUAUUAUGACCCCCGAUAUGGAGGGAGCGGAACCGGAGUGCCUGGACCUCCUGGCCCAAGAGGCGACUCCAUCGUUGGCCCUCCAGGACCUGAGGGGCCCUCUGGUCAACCAGGAAGAGGCUAUGAUGGUCAAGCUGGACCACCAGGGCCGCCCGGACCUCCAGGAGAAUCCAUACCUGGAUCUUACAGAGGCACACAGACUAUCAAUAUUCCUGGACCCCCGGGACCACCUGGAGUGCCUGGAAUACCUGGACACUCCUCAGGGGUGACAGUGUUGAGGUCUUAUGAUACCAUGGCAGCCACCGCUAGAAGACAACCUGAGGGCUCUCUGGUGUACGUUAUGGAUCAAACGGAUCUUUACUUACGGGUCCGAGGUGGAAUUCGUCAGGUCCAGCUCGGGAGCUACAUUGCGUUGCCCAUUGAGGAUGGUAAUGAGGUUGCAGCUGUGGAGCCCCCACCAGUCGUGCCUUUCUACCCAGACCACCACACCAACACCAACACCGACACACACGACUCCCACAGGCCAGCUGAGAGUCCGGUGCACCCUGACUCUGGCCAUCAAUCACGCCCGGAGCCGCACCACCCGACACACCAGGACCCUCAGUACCCGUCGAACCCUGACCCCAGAUACCCAACCCACCCUGAUCCCAGAUACCCAACCCACCCUGAUCCCAGAUACCCAACCCACCCUGACCCCAGAUACCCAACCCACCCCGACCCCAGAUACCAACCUGACCCACGGUAUCAGCCGGACCCUCGGGUCCCAGCACCCACAGAUCCCAGGUUUCCAAGUUACUCAGACCGGUUAAAUCAACCAGACGGUAGGUUUUCUGUCAAUACGGCCCAGGAACACCCUGCGUACCCGGACACCCGCUACCCAGUCACUCCUCAACGAAGACCACCUCCUCCUGUGCCCCAGACUCCGGUCCACCAUCAUUCCUCAGGUCCAGGGCUCCACAUCAUCGCCCUGAACAGCCCUCACAGCGGCGCCAUGCGUGGCAUCCGCGGCGCCGACUACCUGUGCUUCACUCAGGCUCAGGCCAUCGGGAUGAAGGGAACUUUCCGGGCCUUCCUGUCCGCCAAACUCCAGGAUCUGCACAGCAUCGUCCGAAGGGCCGACAGGGACCGCAUGCCAAUAGUCAACCUGAAGGACGAGGUUCUGUUUGACAGCUGGGAUGCUCUCUUCAAUGACGGCAGGAUGAAGGACAACGUGCCGAUCUACUCCUUUGAUGGCAAAGAUGUUCUCAGUGACAGCACAUGGCCAGAGAAGAUGAUGUGGCACGGGUCAACGGUCUCCGGGCAGGGGCAUGUCGACAGCUUCUGCGAGGGGUGGCGUGUGGGUGACCGCGCGCUGACCGGCAUGGCUUCGUCGCUGCAGAACGGCAAUCUGCUCCAGCAGAGCUCCAGCAGCUGCUCCAGCUCAUACGUCGUGCUGUGCAUCGAGAACAGCUACAUCACCCACGCCAAGAGAUAGACGCACACAUACAUGCACACACACACACACACACACACACACACACACACACACACACGACACUGGACAAAUCCCAACGCAGUCAGCCAUGCCUUUGUCCACACGUACUUUCCUGUCUAUUGUAAAUAAGUGUUUUUCUUAUGAAUAAUUACUUUAUGUUUGUUAACCACUCCUAUAUGGUGCUAUACAGGAUUAUCCCACGUGUUGAACCUCAGUUGAGCUCAGGAUACUUACAGUAACACACCUGCCGGCAGCCAUAUUGGACACAAAUAUGGAGAAAUAUAAUGGUAACACACUAGAGCCACAUGUUGAGGCUAAUUCUAGAAAGACAAGACAUUUUUAACAAAUACAUCUAGCAAGAUUUGUCACACAGCAAACCCUCUCACUCUCCAUAUGUCCAUAAAAGGGAAAUCAUACGUACUGUGAUCAUACGUAGAAGUUACGUCUGAACGACUACAAAGAAUGGUGUAAGUGAGGAAGUCGUUCUCGUCUUCCUGUCUGCCAAGAAUCUUUCAAAUAUCAACUUACCAUAUUUACAACUCAAGUACGAGAGCGGUGUUAAUAAUGUUUCCAAACAAGGUGGUUUAAAAAAUGUACUUUUUAUAUACAGUGUAGGUCGGUGCUGGAGUGGAAAAUGGAGUAAUUUGUAAUACUCGGUUGAGUUUUGGUGCAGUCAUCAACACAUUUCAGCGUCCAAGAGCAAGAUAAACACGAGUUAUUGUUUAGGAAAUGUGUGUUUUUAACUUCUAUUUCUUUACACUGAUGUUAUCUGUAACCCAUAGCACUUCAGUAAUAGCUUUUUUUAUGUUGUGACUGUCCUACAUGGGAAGAUGUUUUCAAAUCAUAUUUUUAGCAGUAACAAAGGGAUAUUUAUUUUUUAUAAACCGUGCAUUUUCUAGUAUAAUGUGUGACGUGAAUGCUUUCACAAAGAAUAAUAACAUUUCCAUAUAUAUCCAGCAAAUGUGCAAACACUACACAAGGGUGUGUAAUGCUUCUCUGAUUUAAAGUUUGUGCACAAAGCAAGCAAACUAAUUUGCGUCCACAUAUCUGGAUAGGAUUCAGCCAUAAGUGUUUGUCGAUGCACUGUUGCUUUUUAUUUGUUUAUUCCAGAACAGUAAAUGCACUGCAGCUAGCUUACAGUGGAGACGAUGCAAUCACGACAGUGAAACUUCAAACGUCUAUAAGUGGAGAAUAUAGAGACAUUUUCAUGUGCCAUAACAAAUGCAGUAAGAUUUGUAUUAUCUGUUUUUCUCCUUGUGUGUGUGAGCAACAUUUUUAAAAUGCUGCAUCUCAUUGAAUAAACCUGUGUGGAAAUUGUGA